Molecule: messenger RNA, 984 nt
Organism: Sciurus carolinensis (gray squirrel)
Lineage: Eukaryota; Metazoa; Chordata; Mammalia; Rodentia; Sciuridae
Product: collagen alpha-3(VI) chain-like
Exons: 4
Coding region: 1-759 (252 amino acids)
Source: RefSeq, a predicted model, not a curated record
AUGGAGACUGGGGGAACUACGGGAGCAGAGCUGCGGGGGCUCGGCGGCGAAUCGGGGGACGCAGGCACCAAGGUGCCGGGGACAGGGCGGCUGAAGGCGGGAGAGGAGAGGCGGGGGCGGGGGCCGGGCCGCGGCCCCCGAGGCAACCGCGGCGGCUCCAGCCCGAUCCGCCGGCAGCCGAAGGCAGAGUCUGUGUCCGGCUGCGAGCGAGCCUGGAGCGGGGAGCGCGGGAGGCGCGCUGUGAGGCGCGGGGCGCCGCCCGGCGGGCAGCGAGGGAACUGCGGCGGCCCCGCUCGCGCCGGCCGGGGGGGCGCCCCUUCGGGGCCGGCCCGCACCCCGCGGGCAGCCGCAAGCCCCUGCGACCACUCCGGACGCCUCCGGGCGCGCCCAGAGCCCAGGAGCAGGGGCAGCGGAGCGGCGGCAGUGGCCGCCCGGGGGCGGGUCCGAGAGACCCCGCAAACUUGCGGCUACCGGCGCCGGCCAAGCGGCAGGCGCCCUGCUGGGGAGCGGCGCUGGGCCGGGACGACGGACGUUUGGCAGGCCGAGGCGCGGGCGCGGCGGUGUCUGGAGCUCAGGGAGCUGAACAGCAACAGCUUGCAUUUGAUGGUUCCAAGGAACUACUUAAUGAACACAAACUUCUUGGGAGGAGCUGUCAUUUCAUGUUACCCACGAAGAGCAGCUAGGAGAGGUGAAGGAACCAGCCUGAGUACACAGGAAGAGGAGUCACCAUACUGGACAGGACUCCAUUUCUCCAGAUGAACAUUAUUUAGCACCUGUGUGCCAAGACCAAACCACCCACACAAAUGUGACUUCCAAAAGCCUUCAUAUCAGCUUUGCAAGGUAGGUGUAAAGUAAAUCUAACCCCAUGUCACAGAUGAGGAAACCUGUUCAAGUUUAAGAUCACCUGCAAGUUUAAGGCCCUGAGGUGAAUGGGCUACACAGCUGAGGUUUAACUCCAGCUCUGUUCUCUCACUCUGGAACUCA